AAAAUAUUCCGUCCUCUUCCUUGUGUAGGUAUUCAUAACCCAGUAAGAGGAAAGUCGGUGUGGAAAGCAGGUUUGGAGUUCUAAAAAAUGAAACUCCUGGGCGUAUUAGCAGUUGUAUUAGCAUUACACAGUGCACAUGCAAAAGUGUACUUUCGGGAGGAAUUUCUGGAUGGUGAUGAGUGGAGAAGUCGUUGGGUGGACUCCAAACACAAGUCUGACUAUGGAGAGUGGAAAUUAACUUCUGGUGGUUUUUACGGAGAUGCAGAGAAAGACAAAGGUCUGCAGACGAGUCAGGAUGCUCGUUUCUAUGCCACCUCUGCACGUUUCGAGCCUUUUAGCAAUGAGGGCAAGAGCUUAGUGAUUCAGUUUACAGUCAAGCAUGAGCAGAAGAUUGAUUGUGGUGGUGGCUAUGUGAAAGUGUUUCCUGCUGACUUGGAUCAGACUGACAUGCAUGGCGAGUCGGCAUACUACAUCAUGUUUGGCCCAGAUAUCUGUGGGUACAGCACCAAAAAAGUCCAUGUUAUCUUCAAUUACAAGGGCAAGAAUCACCUAAUUAAGAAAGAGAUUAAAUGCAAGGAUGACGAACUGACUCACCUCUACACUCUGGUCUUGAACCCUGAUCAGACCUAUGAGGUGAAGAUUGACAACGAGAAGGUAGAAUCAGGCAGUCUGGAAGAUGACUGGGACUUCCUGCCUCCUAAGAAAAUAAAGGACCCAGAAGCCAAAAAGCCUGAAGACUGGGAUGAUCGUGCAAAGAUUGAUGAUGCUGAGGACACCAAGCCUGUGGACUGGGACAAACCUGAAAACAUUCCGGACCCUGAUGCAAAGAAGCCUGAUGACUGGGAUGAGGAUAUGGAUGGAGAGUGGGAACCACCCAUGAUCCCCAACCCUGAGUACAAGGGAGAAUGGAAACCGAAACAGAUCGACAACCCCAACUACAAGGGACAAUGGGUGCAUCCUGAGAUUGACAACCCAGAGUAUAGUCCAGAUUCAGACAUCUAUACUUUUGACAAAAUUGCUGUUCUAGGUCUCGAUCUUUGGCAGGUGAAAUCUGGUACCAUCUUUGACAACUUCCUAAUCACAGAUGAUGUGAAGGAGGCAGAAGACAUAGGAAAUGAGACAUGGGGUGUUACAAAGGAACCAGAGAGGAAAAUGAAACAAGAGCAAGACGACAUGAAACGAAAAGAGGAGGAGGAAAGAAACAAGGAACAAGAUACUGAAGACACUGAGGAUGAUGAGGAGGAGGAUGAGGAGGAUGAUGAGGAUGUGGAAGACACAAAAGAUGACACAGAGGAAGGACUUUCUGAAAUGGACAAGAAGGAAGUGAAGUCCAAAGAUGAGCUUUGAGUGGGGAGGGGUGAUCAGAGAAGUUGUGUUUCUUCUAGUGAAACUCUGUCCUGUGUUCCUGGGGGUUUUGUGGCUGCUGUGCAUCCUGCACCCUAGGAUUUGGACAACUUUGUGGGGGACAAAUAUGGUGAAGGGGGGCCAAGUGGGUGUUAUUGAACUUAGUUGGGCUUUCAUUUCAGUUCUGAUGUUACCCUGUUGCCUCAGAAAAGUUGUUUAAAUGAGGUUUUUUACCUACAGUUCACAGUUCAUUCCCUUAUUGGUUUACCAGCAUUUUGUCUCUAAAGUGAGAAUGGAGCCACUAACAUCUGUAGUUGUUUUGAAGUUUUUUACCUUUAUUUGCAGUUUUCUUGCACACCAGCUCAUCAGUUCAACUAAUUUGUCCAUUAUGAUGAUUAAAAAAUGGAAUUUUGCAUACUUUCCCCACUGCUACAUGGAACGGUUAAAUGCUCAUGAAAGACAUGCUACAAAACAGACUGCAAAAUGAUAUAACUUACCUUGGUUAUGUUGGCAGCACUGACUUAAUUUUUUUUUCUACACAAUGAAGUGUAAAUUAAUGCAAGUUUUGAGCCAAAUUUACCUUUACUGAGUGCACAAAGAGAUUGUACAUAUUCAUCAAAGGGACGUGAAUGUUAAUGUGUUCAUGAUGCAUUCUAUUUCUGAAAAAUCUGGAGAAACGAUUGGGGAGCCUUGAUGUGCAUAUCUUCAGGUCACAUUUAUUUUUAUUGGACAGAAUGUUAUUGAUACCAAAGUUUUUAUUAAAAGAUUAUAAUCUUA
Messenger RNA from Sphaeramia orbicularis (orbiculate cardinalfish), 2121 nucleotides. Its product is annotated as calreticulin-like. Gene Ontology annotation, biological process: protein folding; ERAD pathway. Bases 88 to 1347 code for a protein of 419 amino acids. The transcript has 9 exons. NCBI's taxonomy places the organism in Eukaryota, Metazoa, Chordata, Actinopteri, Kurtiformes, Apogonidae. Gene Ontology annotation, molecular function: calcium ion binding. The record is from RefSeq and is a predicted model, not a curated record. Gene Ontology annotation, cellular component: endoplasmic reticulum membrane; endoplasmic reticulum.